Messenger RNA from Nezara viridula (southern green stink bug), 4059 nucleotides. The record is from the annotation of a GenBank genome assembly. NCBI's taxonomy places the organism in Eukaryota, Metazoa, Arthropoda, Insecta, Hemiptera, Pentatomidae.
CCGACAGUGGGAGCUGAGGAAGGCCGGCGUGCCCGGGGGCCCGGGGUCGGGCUAUGAGAACCCCUGCCUCGAGACCUCGUGGGGCCAGGCCCCGCGGACCGGGAGGGAGCGCAACUCCUUCUGCACCCUCACCCUCGAGGCCCUCCCGCGAUUGGACUACUACCGCGAGAACAGAGGGUCCGCCAAGAGGCCUUCUCUGGGGGAGCUGCACGGCGAUCACCCGUACUCCCAGGCCGCUCGGACGUUACCGUCACAACAUAAUUCUUUCAUAUCUUCAUCUCAGUUAACCGAAGAUGGCGAGGAAGAAACAGAUAAGAAAGGUACAGAGCCCGGAACCCCUGCCGUCCAUGUUGGCAUCAAACUGGGGUGGAUCGAAGGAGUACUCAUCCCAUGUUUGCUUAACAUUUGGGGUGUUAUGUUGUUCUUGCGGUUGGCUUGGGUCGUGGCACAAGCAGGGGUUGGCAUGUCGUUGGUCAUCAUUGCGAUAUCUGCCAUUGUCUGUGUUAUCACCACACUCUCCUUAUCGGCGAUAUCUACCAAUGGGGAAGUCAAAGGAGGUGGAGUGUAUUACAUAAUUUCAAGAUCUCUAGGACCUGAAUUCGGUGCGUCUGUUGGUGUAAUCUUGGCCUUCGCCAAUGCGGUAUCAGCCUCAAUGAACACAAUAGGCUUCUGUAAUUCCCUCAAUGAUCUCUUAGCUGAAUAUAGUGUAAAGCUUAUAGAUGGUGGGAUCAACAAUGUGAGGGUAAUAGGAAUUAUAGCAAUUCUUGUUAUGGUCAUCAUUUGUGCAAUCGGAAUGGAAUGGGAAUCUAAAGCUCAAAAUUUCUUGUUGGUUGUGAUUGUGGCAGCGAUUUUUGAUUUUUUGGUUGGGGCUGUACUUGGUCCUACUUCCGAUCUAGACAAAGCAAAAGGAUUCCAUGGAUUUUCAUUGGAAGUAAUGAAAGAAAACUGGAGUCCUAAUUAUCGUUAUAGCGAAAAUGUGCAACAGGAUUUCUUUUCUGUGUUUGCUAUUUUCUUUCCUUCUGUCACUGGAAUCCAAGCAGGUGCCAAUAUUUCAGGUGAUCUGAAAGAUCCUGCUGGUGCUAUACCAAAAGGAACAUUGCUUUCUCUAGCAAUCUCAAUGUUUUCAUAUGCACUUUUUGUUGUUUUUGCCGGAGCAGCUGCAAUUCGAGAUGCGAGUGGAUCUGUUUCAGAUUUGGUUUCAAAUAAUAUCACUGCAUGUGUUUCGGACCAUGAUUGCAAGUAUGGUCUUCAUAAUGAUUACACGGUGAUGCAGUUGAUGUCCGCAUGGGGUCUCCUGAUUUAUGCCGGUUGCUUCGCUGCGACCUUAUCCACUGCUCUAACUAACCUACUCUCCGUACCAAGACUCAUACAAGCCCUUGGUAUAGAUCACAUUUAUCCUGGUCUCAUAUUUUUCAGUAAAGGUUACGGAAAAUCUGGAGAACCAUACAGAGGAUACGUUCUUACUUUUCUAAUAUCUUCGGCAUUUGUCAUUAUAGCUGACUUAAAUGCUAUAGCUCCUUUGAUUUCAAACUUCUACCUUGCAUCUUAUGCUCUUAUCAACUUCUGCAAUUUCCAUGCUGAGCUCAUCAAGCCUCUUGGUUGGAGGCCUACUUUUAAAUUCUACAACAUGUGGCUAUCAAUGUUUGGAUUUUUCGCUUGCGUGCUAAUUAUGUUUCUGAUUGAUUGGAGGACGUCACUCAUAACAUUUGGCGUUUUUUUCGUGCUUUACAUAGUCGUUGUAUAUAGAAAACCAGAUGCUAAUUGGGGUUCUUCCACCCAGGCCCAAGUUUACAAAACAGCUUUGAUGACAGUGCAAAAAUUAGCUGGUAGCGUUGAACAUGUUAAAAAUUAUCGACCACAGGUUCUAGUCCUAUCUGGCCCACCCGAGAGCCGGCCAGCGUUAGUUGAUCUCGCUAACCUAAUAACAAAGCACAACUCACUUCUCAUUUGUGCUGAUAUUUCCAAGGAAAGAUUGUCACACAGAAACAGAGAAAGCCGAGUGGUCAGGGGACAAGAUUGGCUGACUUGCAAAAAAGUUAAAGGUUUCUUUACACUUGUGGACGGUUUAGGCCCGGCGGAAGCUGCAAGGUCUAUUAUUCAAACGACAGGAGUUGGAAAGUUGAGACCUAACGUUUUAAUGAUGGGAUACAAAUCUGACUGGGCUCAAUGUCCAUAUGAUGACCUCAACGUUUACUUCUCUAUUCUACAUGAGGCCUUUGCAAAUCGAUUCGCAGUUGUGAUUCUAAGGCAUCCAAGUGGUUUAGACUUUUCUUUACCUACUACAAUAGAACCUGUCCCUGUAAUAGAAGAACUUGCUGCUUCCAUGACCGAUCUUACUAAUGGUUCUGCUUUAAAAGGAUCACCUGAUAUAUCAAGAAUACCUUCUCAAGCUUCGUUCAUUAUUUCUGGAAAUGUUGUAUCUGACAGAGCUGUUUAUAAUACUGGUUUUACCAAUGGAAUAUCACCUUCAAAUAUUUUAAGAACUAGAAAAAAGGCCACAACUGAUAAAAUGUUACUGAAAUAUCCAAAUGAGGAGGAAUACAGCAAAGCUAUUAUUGAUGAUAUGAGAAUAUUUGAUAAAAAAUUCAAAGGAGGAUAUUUAGAUGUUUGGUGGCUCUAUGAUGAUGGAGGUUUUGCAAUACUCUUACCAUAUAUUUUAAGCACUAGACAGAUAUUUUCUUCAUGUCGUAUGCGUGUAUUUGCAAUAGCAAAUCGUAAUUAUGAUUUGAAAACUGAAGAAGCCAGCAUGGCAAGUUUGUUGGGAAAGUUCCGGAUAGAGUACGAGUCUCUUACUAUGAUCAACGACAUCAUGGAGGCCCCUCAAGCCAGUACAAGGGAGUUUUUUGAUGAUUUACUCAAAGGAUUCAGGGAAAAUACUUGUAAAGAAGAAGGUGCUGUCGUAACUGAAGAAGAAUUGGAAAACCUCAAAGAAAAAACUGACAGGCAAUUGAGAUUGAGAGAAUUGCUUCAAAAGCAUUCCAAAGAUUCUACUUUAGUUGUAAUGUCAUUGCCGAUGCCAAGAAAAGGUCUUGUAUCAGCAGCCCAUUACAUGGCAUGGUUAGAAUGUUUGACCAGAGGAAUGCCUCCGUUUAUCCUGCUACGAGGAAAUCAAACUCCUGUCAUUACAUUUUACUCUUAGUUGAAAAUUCAAUAGCCAAUUGCAUGUUUUGUGGAUAGUCUUUCAACUAGGUUAUUAAGUAUAAAGUGUAAACCAGAUUACAUCUGGUUAUUUUUUACAUUGACUCCAAAAAAUGCUCGAUUGAUUGCCAUAUCAAAUAGUAUCUAGGAUUAUUCUUAAAAACUUUGUAGUCAUUAUUAAAUGUUUAUAAUUCAUUCAUGUAUGUCCCAAGAGUAACUAGUAGUAUUUAUUUAGUUCUAGGUAUUAUUUUCACUGUAGUCAGUUACUAACAAAAUAUUAAAGCAAUAAAAUUAAAAAUAAUUGUUUAAAAAUAUUUUAUUGCUUUAACAAGUAUUUUUAUUUACUUUUUCUUAAUUAUGAAGUUAAAAGAAAUAUUUUUGAAUACAGCAUUUCCUUGUGAACUUGAACUACCGUUUAUUGUAUAAAAAUAUAACUGAUAAAACUGCUGUGUUUUUAUGCCAACAAAAAAACAAACAGUACAUUUAGUAAUUUAAAUCAUUGUUUAAUUGAAUCUCUGUACUUUAUUAGUUAUAAGAUCAUAAUAUAGUCUUUUUAAAAAAAUCAAAGUAAUUCAUUAUGUUUUUUACUAGCUUCUUUGAAUUGUUAUUAUAAAUUUAUUUAACUCAUCUUUCAUUAAGAAUACUAUUUUGUAAUCAAGUGAAUAAUGCUAUAAGAUUUAAUAUGACCAAAUAUAAGAUAUAAAUUUAUAUUUCUGGUUUUAUCAAAAGUAAGUCAAUGGACGAAAAAUUAGUACUAGAAGGUACUUUUUUUUUUCUUGAAAAUUUCAUCUUUCAAUUCCUGAACAUUUAUGAAAUAGUGACUAAAUUUAUUUAAAUUAUAAUGUUUUAUUGAGGAAGGAGUUGGUCCAGGGUCAUAAAAAGACUAAAAUAUUAAAAAAAAAUACUGUUUUAUUUAAAGCC